Messenger RNA from Physella acuta, 2565 nucleotides. RefSeq names its product phospholipid-transporting ATPase ABCA3. Gene Ontology annotation, biological process: lipid transport; transmembrane transport. Gene Ontology annotation, molecular function: ATP binding; ATP hydrolysis activity; lipid carrier activity. The record is from RefSeq and is a predicted model, not a curated record. Gene Ontology annotation, cellular component: intracellular membrane-bounded organelle; membrane. NCBI's taxonomy places the organism in Eukaryota, Metazoa, Mollusca, Gastropoda, Physidae.
AUGCUGGAGAAGCUGGGACUGAGGGCCAAGGAGAACUACCUGGCCGAGAACAUGUCUGGAGGGCAGCAAAGAAAGCUCUCGGUCGGCAUCGCCCUCAUUGGGGACUCGAAGGUGGUCAUCCUCGACGAGCCGACGGCCGGGCUGGACACCGGGGCGCGGCGCCACCUCUGGAAGCUGCUGAACGAGGCCAAGAAGGGCCGCACCCUGCUGAUGACGACACACAACAUGGACGAGGCGGAGGUCCUAGGUGACCGGGUGGUGGUGCUGGUCGACGGCAUCAUGAAGUGUGGGGGUUCCACCCCGUUCUUGAAGAAGUUGUUAGAUUUCCAAACGACCAUCCCUAAACACACCCAACCUGGGAAGAUUCUAGUCACCAAAGUCCGGGCCAUGCUCAUCAAGAGGAUAAUGUACUCACUCCGUAACCCAAGCGUGACCCUGGCCAGGUGCUCUCCCACCCCUGGCCGUCACGGUUGGCCUGUCGCUACUCUUCUGGAAUGCCCGGAGGAGCCGACGUUGAUGUUUGACCUGGGCACGUAUGAUGAGACCAUCGUGCCGUUUUUCUCACUCUACGGACCUGAGGUGGAAAAGUUUUAUCAAUGCAUGUACGCGGUGCAGUUUUACUACGAUCACCAGCCGAAGUUCUUGUCUAUAACGAACGUUGACGCGUACGCACUUGAACUAGUCGAGGUGUUCGGACUUAGGAAGUUCAACGAGAAAGUCCUCAUAGGGCUGGCGGCUACUACAGAGAAGCCUGAAGUUGCUGACAAACUUUCAAUCCAUACCUUGACUGUACUGUACAACAGGAAUGCCUACCACUCUAUGCCGAUAUCUAUGAACUAUGCUCUCAACGCCCUCCUCAAGUAUUACCUAAAGACCAACAUCAGCGUCCUGACGGGGGUCAAGCCGUUACCUAACACCGCUGGCCAAACGAUAGAGACGUGGAAAGAAAAAACGACGACAGCACAGUGUGUGGUUGGCGCCAAACACAUGCAAGUCGUCUGCGGAGUCCGCCCUUUGACCUUCUGGCUGCCGAACCUCCUUUGGGACCUGUUCAUCACGUCGGUCGCCAUGGCCCUUGUCGUGCUUGUGUUCACCGUUCUCAACGUCCUGCCGUACACCGGCGACUUCCGGUUUUUCCUGCUGUUCGCCGUGUUCCUCCUCUACUUCUGGGCCACCCUGCCCCUACUCUACAUCCUCCAGUACACCUGCUCCGACAACAUCGUCGCCGUCGUCAGUGUGGUGUUCUUGACCUUUGCCCUGUCCAAUGGACUUGAGGAUAGUAUAAAACUAUUUAUACCGGCAGAGGGUCAUUCGUCGUUCAAGGCCACGAGACAGAGCGUGGACAACUUUAAUUUCUUUCUCCCCACCGGGUGCCUGUCGACGUGUCUCCUGGCGAUGUACAUGAACUUCUAUCUGAUAGAGGCGUGCCAGAGCGUGCUGCCUCAUUGUGGCCGGGAGGCAUCGCCGUGUUGUAAAGGUGGGGAUCCAGUCGAGAAAGAGGAUGAGGAUGUGGCGAAAGAACGCCGACGUAUCAACGAGUCGACAAUAGGGGAUUUACUAGCUACUGACUCCCUGUUACUGGUCAACGUGACAAAAAAAUACGGCGACUUCCCGGCCGUGCUGCAGAUCUGUGUGGGGGUGCCCAGCCACCAGUGCUUCGGUCUGCUGGGCAUGAACGGUGCCGGGAAAUCGACGCUGUUUAAAAUACUCACGGGGGACGAGGACUGCACCGUCGGGACGGCGUUCAUCAACGGCUUGAGUAUCCACGAGCACAUGAGCUUUAUUUGGGCCCACAUGGGUUACUGCCCCCAGCACAACCCGUUGAUUGACCAGUUGACUGGCCGGGAGACGCUGACCAUGUACGCUCGCCUCCGGUGUAUCGAGGAGUCGGUCAUCGAAGCCCACGUCACCAGCCUCCUUCGUUACGUCACACUGACGCCCCACGCGGACAAAAUGUCCGGCUUGUACAGCGGAGGCAACAAGCGUAAGUUGACGGUUGCCAUCAGCCUUGUUGGGUACCCCUCGUACAUCAUGCUGGACGAGCCGUCCUCCGGCAUGGACAUCAAUGCCAAGAGGAAGCUGUCCAACUUGUUGACCACCGUGAGGGAUGCUGGGUGUACCAUGGUGCUGACGUCACACAGCAUGGACGAAUGCGAGGCGCUAUGUACAAGCCUGGCCAUUAUGGUCAACGGGAAGUUCAACUGCCUGGGUUCGCCUGAAAAUCUGAAGGAAAAGUUCGGUAAAAACUACACGAUAACGGUACAGCUGCCCCACGAGCAGGAUGGUCAGCUGAGUGACACCCAAGAGGUCAUUGAAUACGUACUGGCUAAACUACAGAAAGCGACGGUGUUCGACGAGCAUGCAGGCUAUGUCGUCUUCCAGGUCCCACAAUCCAGCAUCAGCCUGGGCGGGCUGUUUUCCUUCAUGGAACACAACAAGGAGAAGCUGAAGGUUAGCUCGUACUUCAUCCAAAAGACGAACCUGGAACAGGUGUUCCUGGCCGUCACUAAGCAACAGGAGGCGGCCCUAAGCGGGGAGGUUAGGGCGUGGCUUUUACCGAUGUAG